Messenger RNA from Ectocarpus siliculosus, 2208 nucleotides. NCBI's taxonomy places the organism in Eukaryota, Phaeophyceae, Ectocarpales, Ectocarpaceae. The record is from the annotation of a GenBank genome assembly.
AUGGGCAGCCCUUCCCCAAGGACAAACGAGGGUCUGGCGAUAGUCACGGGAGCUGGAUGGCUUACUUUCUUCCAGCUCCGCUCCUUGGAGUGCUCGUGCCUGUACGUCUGCCGCGAGUCUAGGCGUCAGGUGGCCCGUAGGGUAAGGGUGACGGACGGGACUCCCCGCACCCUGUGGCGCGUCGACAGAAGAAGAUUCUCCGCCGAAACGGCCGGCAGCGGGGGUCACUCCGGCGCUCAAGGUGACGGCGCCAGAGGCGGCAGCGGGGCGGGGCCCAGCAAGCGGGCGGCGGCGGCGGCUUCCGGAGCAGGCGGGAGCGGCUGUGUCGGCAGCAGAACCACCGGCGGCGGUGGCGGCGCGCAGCACAAGUUUUCGUGGCACGGCAGGAGUAGCAGCAGCGGAGGCGCAGCAACCAGGGUUGUUGUCGCUCCUCCUGGGUCUACCGCCGCUAGCAGUAUUCGGGGCCCUGCCACAGGUACAGCUGCGCCCCCUGCUGCUGCAGCUUCUACGCUCCCUGCCACGCCCACCCCGGCCAGGGCUACCACAAGAGUGCCUCUCGUCAGGGCCGUCGGCAUCAUCUGGCAGCUACCGGCGCUGGAGCUGCUCGAAGCGGGCUUCGGUUGGCCGCGCGGGGUGAAAGAGCUGCACUUCGGGGCAAAGUUCGACGAGAAGGUGAACGCGGUGGAGUUCCCGGAGACCCUGGAGGCGUUGACCUUCGGCUACUGGUUCAACGAGUCCCUGGGGCCCGGGCGCGUCCGGUGGCCGCCCGCGCUCAAGCGGCUCAAGUUCGGGGCCACGUGGAACCGGAACCUGGUGGGGGCUAAGGACACCUGGCCACCGUCCCUCGAGGUCGUCCGCUUCGGCACGAGCUUCGACAAGCCCUUGAGGGGAGGAGGUGGCAUCGGGCUGCCGCCACGCCUGCGGGAGGUCCACCUGGGGGGCGUGUUCAACCAGCCGCUGGACGGGGUGGAGUGGCCGGCGUCCCUCGAGAAGCUCACGCUCUCGGAGUACUUCAACCAGUCCCUGGGGUACGGGGACGGGAACGGGGUCGUGUUUCCGAAAGGCCUGAGGGAGGUCGUUUUCGGCGGGAGGUUCAAUCAGGCGAUAGGCGACGUGGUUUGGCCGGAGAGGCUGCGGACGCUGACGUUCGGGGACAAGUUCAACCAGGAGCUCGUUCUCGGCGACGGCUACAACCACCCGCUGGCCGGCGGCGAGCUGCCGGACGGCCUCGAGAAGCUUGUGAUCGGUCAAUCCUUCUCCUUCGUGUCGUCCGUGCGCUGGCCGGCGGAGCUCCGGCGCCUCGAGUUGUCCUGCAGGUGGGGUGAUGCGCUAUUCGCGGGUUCUUUGGGGGGCGGGGGGAGCCGCCGCCAGCGGCGGCCUUCUUGCUGCUUGUCGUUGCCGAAGAGGCUCGAGUACCUGGACGCCGGCGACGGCUUCAACUCUGCGCUGGACACGGUCUCCCUGCCGGCGAGCCUGAGGGUAUUGAUCCUCGGGUCCGCGUUCAACUACCCCCUCGACCACGCCAACAGCAGCAGCAGCAGCAACAACAACAACAACAACAACAACCCCCAAGAGGAAGAAAACCAAGCACAACAGGGACAACAACAACAACAACAACAACAAGGGCGAGGAGGAGGGAGCAGCAGUCACCGACAGCAACAGCAGCAGCCGCAGCCGCAGCCGCAGCCGUCCGACUUGGACGCCGCCCCCGUCCCACCGCCCCUCCUCCCCGGCGGCCUAGAAGAGCUGCGGCUCGGCGCGGCGUUCAACCGCGAGCUCGAAGCCGCCCGCCUACCGGAGCGGCUGAAGCGCCUCGUCUUCGUUGCGGAGUCGAAGUUCGACCGCCCCGUGGCGGGCGUGAGGUGGCCCCCGGGCCUGGAAGAGCUCCGGUUCGGGAACUGCUUCGACCAGCCGAUGGAGAGCGGCAUCGGCGACUUCGACGGCUUGGGCAGCGGCGGCGGCGGCGACUCCGCUCUGAUGCUGCCGGCGACGCUGAGGGAGCUGCACUUCGGCUGGGCCUUCUCGCACUCGCUGCAGGGGCUGGCGCUGCCGCGCGGCCUGAGGCGGCUCUCCUUCUUCGCGCGGUACCCGGUGUCCCACGUGCGGGGGCUGGAGUGGCCGCCCUCCCUGCGGAGCAUCCACGUUGGCUCGUUCCGGUUCGGGAGUCGCAAAGACGUGGCCAAGUGGGCCGCGCAACCCCCGUUUUGA